AUGCCUUUACAAUGUGAGCAAACACAGUGUAAAAUUAUUCCAAGUUUUAUAUGUGCAUGCUCAUCGAAAGGAGAUUUAUUUUGUAAGGUGCAUAUUAUUGAGCAUAUAGAAAGCAUUCCAGACCUUCAACAUAAAGGGGUUUCUUUAUUCUUUGAUAAUUCUGCUAAAAAUAUUUACAAAUUUGAGGAUAUCCUACCUAUAAAAGGCAGCGUUUAUUUAAAAAUAGAUGAUAAUAUCGAUCGAUCUUUAAAUUCUGCCAUGAGCUAUGCUGGAAUUAUUAUUCAAUCUCUGAAUGUUCACAAUCGAAAAUUCCCUUUAGGCGAUUCAGCAGCUCUAGAGUCACAGAAUUUAUUGCCAAGCACUCAAUUCCCAUCUCCUAUCCCUACUUUCCAAGACCUUUCCUAUAAAAUUUCUAUAGUUCUCGCUACUCAUAUUCUUCGAAUAGUAGAUAUUUCUUUCCUCAAAGCAAGCUAUAUCAAUAAAAUCAAUUUUAUAAACCAGAAAGAAAUUUUAAAAUGCUUUAAAAGCUUAGCAACUGAAAAAUUGCAAGCCAAACUGUUUAGCAUAACUUUACAGUCAAGAGAGCAUAAAAGCCUAAAACAUGCUUCCAGUAACGCAAUAACAAUCUUGAAUUAUUCCAAAUAUAAAUUCAUCGAUAAAGACUUGCAUGGCAUCAAAAUUAAAGGCGCAGAUCUCUCAGAAGCACUCAUAAUAAAUUCUAAUUUCCAGGGAAGCAAUCUCAAAAGGGUGGAUUUUACUUUCGCAAAUAUUUAUGAUACAAAUUUCAAGGACUGUGAUUUAACAGAUGUGCGAUUCGGUAAGUAUCCUCCAUUUAAAAAUAUAAUAACUGACUGGAAUACCACUUUUGCCUGAAAUAAGGACUACUUGGCUUAUAUUGAUAAUAAUUUUGCAUUUUUACAAGAUAUUAAGAGUGGGUGUGUUUUUAAAGAAUUCGAACAUAAAGAAAUUAUAAAAUUAGUCGCUUUAUCAGAGGAUGGAUCACUGCUUGCAAUUGCUGACACCUCUUAUAUACUUCACAUAUGGGACAUUGUGCAUGAUAAAAAAUUAACAGAACUGCCAGGACUCUUACAUUUAGUGACUUCUAUUGCAUUUUCUCCAAAAGGGGGUUUUGUUGCUGCUGGAAGUCAUGAUUGCUGCUUAAGAAUAUGAAAUAUUGCUACAAGCUCAAUGAUGAGUUGUUACGACAAUUAUUAUGCUAUAGCUUCAGUUGAAUAUUCUGCUUGUGGCAAAUUUAUUGUUUUAGGCAGUUUUAGCAUUUUAGUGCCAGUUUUGUAUGUUGAAAAUAUAAAUUGAUUUAAAUGCAAGUUAUUUCAUCCUCAAUCUGCAACAGUUGCCUCAUUUUCUCCAUGCUCAAGAUAUGUAAUAACUGAUUGUAAUGAUUUAAAUAUCAGAAUAUGAAAAAUAGAAACAGAAGAACUUAUGAAGUCAAUAAAAGUGAGUAUUUCAAGACCUAAUAACCUUUUUAACUUAUCAUUUUCAAAUAUAGGUAUAAAAAUACAAACCAUGCCUCUUUUGAAAUGCUUAGCAAAAAAUUGGCAAAUAGAAAUAAAAUGGUUCAAUGAGACAUUAUUCAAUAAGCAAUGAUUAUCAUUUUCGCCUGAUGAAAAUUGCAUAGCUAUAAAGAAAACAAAAAAUUAUACAGAGAUUUGAGAUGCCAAAGCUUCAGAAAGCCAUCUCCUCCCUUAUAAAGAAAUUACUUCUAUAUCUUUGUCCUAUGACAGGAAAUAUAUGGCAUAUACAGAUGCUUCAAAAUCAAUAAAAAUCCAAAAUAUCGAAAAAAAUAUUAAUGUUUUUAAGCUUAAAGGCCACCAAGCUAUAGUUAUGCAUGUGAUUUUUUCUAAAAUAUCGUAUUUUUUGGUUUCUUUAUAUGUGGAUAACAUAGUAAUUAUCUGAGACACUAUAAAUCAAUAUCCUUUAAGCGAAAUUGAAAUUAAAGACCAAGUAUCAGCGCUUGAUCUAUCUUUUGAAAACAAUUUUAUUGGGGCUGGGCUAUUAAAUGGAAAUAUUAAGGUAAUAAAUACAAAAAAUCUAUUAGAUAGCUUUUAUUUAAAGCACAAAGGAGCGAUUACUUGUAUUAAAUUUUCUCCAUGCGAGAAAUUUAUUGCAUUCGCCAGUAGUGAUAGGAAAUUGAAUUUGUGGAGAAUUAAUAAAAAAAAAUUCGUAAUUUUUGAUAAAAAAUGCAUAAGGGAGGUUUCUUAUAUAUGUUUUGCUAAAUCAAGAAAUUAUUUAGUUUCAGCUCAUAUAAAUGGUGAUAUCAUUUUUUGAAAUAUUAAUAAUCAACAACAAGUUAUGAAAGUGGAAACAAAUGGAGGGAUUAUAAUAUCAAUGACGUUAUCUCCAUGUGAAAAUUAUUUGGUUGCUGGGUAUUAUGAUGGCUUUGUAAGAGUAUUGGGUACUUUGCAAGGAAAGAUAAUCAAAUCGCUCCAAUAUCAUCAUAGAUCUGUAAGUUCAGUUGAAUUUAUAAAUAUUGAAAAGCUACUAAUUGGAUCUGCAGGUCUUGAUGCUACAAUUAACUUUUGGAUAAUCUAA
This is a messenger RNA of Blepharisma stoltei, 2550 nucleotides long. Lineage: Eukaryota; Ciliophora; Heterotrichea; Heterotrichida; Blepharismidae. The record is from the annotation of a GenBank genome assembly.